AAGGAACCCGUGAAAUCAAAAAGUAUUUCGAAGAAUGCGACAAGCUGCUCCUACUACAUGGUCCAUGGUGCACCGGGGGUUUACACGAUAUACAACACCGCAGGAAACAAGACGUACAACGUUCACUGCCAUUUCGACCAGAAAAAUCAAAAGAGUUGGACGAUGGUUACGUCAUUCGCGUUUUCAAACAAUCAACACUUGUCGAGCAGUCCAUUUUGGGUGGACAAACCGUACAACGAGGAGGCACCAAACUUUAAACUCUAUCGUAUGUCCUUGAAAAGGAUGAUGAAGGUACGAAAACUAGCUACUGAGUGGAGAUCAAUUUGCGCAUACAACGGAAAGAUGUCUGAUCGGUUGGACUCAGUCAGAGGAGAGUUUAAAGACCUCGAUCCAUUGAAGAACGUUAGGAUAGGCAGUUGUAAGCGAGUCAAGUACGUUAACAUCAGGGGAACUACGUGCAUUGAUUGUACUGCUAAAGUUUUUCAAACGGAGACACAGUUUUUUCAUAUUGACAGCGACAAGACAUGCACGCUUCCAUUUCCUCCUGAUGCUUCGACAAUCAGCGAGGAUAACUUUGGUUACUACCGAAAUGUCAACCCAAACUUUACUUGCACCAGUGACGGAGAAUCUACGACAAGCUGGUGGUUUGGGAAUUAAGUAAUACAAGUCUCACGGAUAGCAUAGCCGUACCUACGGGGAGUGGGAGGGUGUUUUUUAUUCAUAUACUCAUGCUCGCACAGAGAACUCUA
Molecule: messenger RNA, 749 nt
Organism: Dendronephthya gigantea
Lineage: Eukaryota; Metazoa; Cnidaria; Anthozoa; Malacalcyonacea; Nephtheidae
Exons: 1
Coding region: 58-657 (199 amino acids)
Source: RefSeq, a predicted model, not a curated record